CUCAAACGUGCACAAACAGCAACUUUUGCUUGUCAAAUCCGGACCACCUCAAAAUGCCAGGAAUCACUGACAAUGUCGACGACAUUGACUGCUCUGAUAUUGAAGCAAAAUACCGCGUAGAAUAUGACGAUGGCUUUGACAAUACAAUAGUCGUAGACGGUAUCCCCGUCAUCGACAAGUCAAAACUAGACAAACUACUUGCAAAAAUCUCCAAGGAAUUCUCCAGGAAAGGCUGCCCAAUAAGGCCGGAUGAUAUAUCCGUACCAUGGGAUGACAAUACAGGGAAAGGCAAAGGGUAUAUCUUCAUUGAUUUUCGUUCCAUGGACGAAGCCAAUAUGGCCCUCGCAACGAUGCAUAACCAUCCUUUCGACGCCAGACAUCAAUUCAAGGUCAAUAAAUUCACUGACAUCGAGAGAUAUGCGGAACUGGAUGAAACCUAUGUUGAACCAGAAAUAGAGGAGUACACACCCAGGGAACAUUUGCGCGCAUGGUUGGCGGAUCCACAAGGCCGCGACCAAUAUGUCACCUAUCGCGGUGAAGAUGUUGAGAUUUAUUGGCACGGAAAGCCUUCACAGUGUGAACUCGCUUACAAACCUGAUUGGAAAGAUUUCCUAUACGUUGCCUGGUCGCCCUUGGGUACGUACAUCUCAACCCUUCAUCGACAAGGUGUACGAUUGUGGGGAGGCUCUUCCUGGAAGCCUCAGCAACGUUUCGCCCAUCCACUGGUGAAGCUCAUCGACUUUUCGCCAUGCGAACAAUAUAUCGUUACUUGGUCAAAUGAGCCGAUUGUCGUCCCCGAAGGUGCUACGCAAGGCCCACAGUAUUUCUCUCCCGACGAUGAAGGAAAUAAUCUUGCCGUCUGGGACAUUAAAUCUGGCUAUCUGCUCCGAACAUUUUCCACCGUCACGGAGGGAGAUAGUCCUAACGGCAAAAAGCAGAUGCAGUGGCCUGCACUCAAAUGGAGUCCCGACGACAAGUUCGUUGCCCGUGUCACUCCUGGUCAGAUGAUUAGUGUCCAUGAGCUUCCCAGCAUGUUCUUGCACGGAAAGAAGAGUCUCAAAAUCGAAGGUGUCGCCGACUUUGAAUGGUGCCCUCGAGGAGACAAAGAUAAAGAAGAUGCGGAUAAAGAAGCUUCUGCCACAAUGAACGGUAAGACGAAGGCGCGCGAAAAUAUGCUGGUGUAUUGGACGCCAGAGGUGGCCAACCAGCCGGCUCGUGUUACAUUGCUCAGUUUCCCAAGUCGCACCAUAUUACGGCAAAAAAAUUUGUUCAACGUAACAGAGUGCAAACUGUUCUGGCAAAAUCAAGGCGACUUCCUCUGUGUAAAGGUUGACCGUCACACGAAGACGAAGAAAUCUAUCUUCUGCAAUCUCGAAAUUUUCAGAGUUCGUGAAAAGGAUUAUCCUGUUGAAGUCGUGGAACUGAAAGAUACUGUAACCGACUUCUCGUGGGAACCUAAAGGAGAACGAUUUGCUAUUGUAUCCAGCAAUGAUCCGAAUUUAGGAAAUCCAGGUCCUGGCAUCACAACCAAGACAGAUGUCAGCUUCUACCAACUCGAACGCGGCAAAAAUGACUUCAAACUGUUGCGAACGCUCCCUAACCGAACCAGCAAUGCUAUUCGUUGGUCCCCACGUGGGCGACAUGUCGUGCUCGCAACAGUUGGGUCAUCUUCCAAGUCGGAGCUGGAAUUUUGGGAUCUAGAUUUCAACAUUGAAGAUGUCGCUCGACGAGAAGGACAGACGUCCAAGGAGGAUUGGGGUAGCGGUAUUCAGCUGCUAGGCACCGCAGACCAUUAUGGCGUCACGGAUGUUGAGUGGGAUCCCAGCGGCCGAUAUUUAGCUACUAGCGCUAGCGCCUGGACUCAUACGCUCGAAAAUGGCUACGCGAUUUGGGAUUUCAAAGGACAGGAGCUCAUGAAGCAGAUACAAGAUCGUUUCAAGCAGUUUAUUUGGCGACCUCGGCCUCGUACCUUGCUUACAAAAGAGCAUCAGCGGCAGGUACGGAAGAACUUGCGGGAGUAUAGCCGUGUCUUCGACGACGAGGACGCCAAAGAGCAUCUAACUGUUAAUGCCGAAUUGAUUGCUCAUCGUAAAAGACUCGUCGAUGAAUGGAAUGCCUGGCGGGCAAGGUCCAAAAAAGAAUUCGCUGAGAGUCGUGGUCAAAAGUACUCGGUGGACCAGGGUGGCGAUGGUGACAAGGAAGAAAUUGAGGUUUGGGUCGAAGAGGUGAUUGAGCAAAUAGAGGAGGAGAUUGCUGAUUGAUAUGUAUCUUCGUCCGAGUGAUGAGCAGAACUCGUCAUCCUGUAUUACAUGGGCGAUUGGUAUACAUAUCUUGACCGUUGUUCGCGUGAAUUCCCC
Guyanagaster necrorhizus is the source of this 2357-nucleotide messenger RNA. Its product is annotated as translation initiation factor eIF-3b. NCBI's taxonomy places the organism in Eukaryota, Fungi, Basidiomycota, Agaricomycetes, Agaricales, Physalacriaceae. The transcript has 9 exons. Gene Ontology annotation, biological process: translational initiation. Gene Ontology annotation, cellular component: eukaryotic translation initiation factor 3 complex. The record is from RefSeq and is a predicted model, not a curated record. Gene Ontology annotation, molecular function: translation initiation factor binding; translation initiation factor activity; RNA binding. The coding region runs from base 54 to 2261 and encodes 735 amino acids.